Oncorhynchus gorbuscha (pink salmon) is the source of this 1213-nucleotide messenger RNA. Its product is annotated as gastrula zinc finger protein XlCGF17.1-like. The record is from RefSeq and is a predicted model, not a curated record. The transcript is spliced from 3 exons. NCBI's taxonomy places the organism in Eukaryota, Metazoa, Chordata, Actinopteri, Salmoniformes, Salmonidae. Gene Ontology annotation, biological process: regulation of transcription by RNA polymerase II; central nervous system development. Bases 1 to 1053 code for a protein of 350 amino acids. Gene Ontology annotation, cellular component: nucleus. Gene Ontology annotation, molecular function: DNA-binding transcription factor activity, RNA polymerase II-specific; RNA polymerase II cis-regulatory region sequence-specific DNA binding.
AUGUUAAAGAAGGGGAGGAAAGACGUUUCAGUGAAAGAAGAGGAAGAGAAAGAGGAGGAAGACGCGUUCAGAGUGAAAGAGGAGGGGGAUGUUACAGUAAAAGAAGAGGAAGAGGGGGAUGCAGUUUUUGGAGUGAAAGAGGAAGGCGAGAUUACUGUCACAUUGGAAGAUGAAGAGUUGGAGAUUGGAGAUCUGAUUAACACCAGAGAGAUACGGGACUACCGUGGAUCCUCUGGGGAGCCUCAACAACAACAUGAUGCUGACGAGGCAGAGAAGAGUCUCUCCACAUCAGAACACCUCAAGAAACUCCAGCGGAGACCCACAGGAAAGAAAUCUCAUUACUGCUCUGACUGUGGGAAACGUUGCAGAACUUCAUCAGAACUUAAAAUACACCAGCGAGUACACACAGGAGAGAAGCCUUAUUGCUGUAAUCAAUGUGGGAAGAGUUUUACGACAUCUAGCCAUCUGAUUGUACACCAGAGAACACACACAGGAGAGAAAUCUUAUAGCUGUGAUCAAUGUGGGAAGAGUUUUAUUACAUCUAGCAUUCUGACUAGACACCAUAGAACACACACAGGAGAGAAAUCUUAUAGCUGUGACCAAUGUGGGAAGAGUUUUAUUACAUCUGGCAUUCUGACUAGACACCAUAGAACACACACAGGAGAGAAACCUUAUAGCUGUGACCAAUGUGGGAAGAGUUUUAAUACAUCUAGCAUUCUGACUAGACACUAUAGAACACACACAGGCGAGAAAUCUUAUAGCUGUGAUCAAUGUGGGAAGAGUUUUGUUCGAUCUGGCAAUCUGACAGUACACCAGAGAACACACACAGGAGAGAGACCUUAUAGCUGUGGUCAAUGUGGGAUGAGUUAUGUUCGAUCUGACCAUCUGACAGUACACCAGAGAACACACACAGGAGAGAAACCUUAUAGCUGUGACCAAUGUGCGAAGAGUUUUAAUACAUCUAGCAUUCUGACUAGACACCAGAGAACACACACAGGAGAGAACCUUUAUGACUGUGAUCCAUGUGGGAAGGGUUUUACUACAUCUUGCUAGCUGCAUUUACACAGGAGAGAAAUCUUAUGGCUGUGAUCAAUGUGGGAAGAGUUUUGCAACAUCUUGCCAGCUGACUUGAAACCAGAGAACACACAAAGGAGAGAUAUCUAAUAUCUAAUCUAAUAAAUAAAUCUAAUAAAAUUCCGGAGUUCUAAAUUGA